Molecule: messenger RNA, 1539 nt
Organism: Pseudozyma hubeiensis SY62
Lineage: Eukaryota; Fungi; Basidiomycota; Ustilaginomycetes; Ustilaginales; Ustilaginaceae
Product: 3-ketoacyl-CoA thiolase
Exons: 2
Coding region: 1-1539 (512 amino acids)
Biological process (GO): fatty acid beta-oxidation; phenylacetate catabolic process
Cellular component (GO): peroxisome
Molecular function (GO): acetyl-CoA C-acyltransferase activity
Source: RefSeq, a predicted model, not a curated record
AUGCCAUUUGGCGCCGCGGGCAUUCGGGCGAAAAGACCGGAUCCCAGACAAGACAACCGCGCGACAAGCCGGAAUUUCGGUAAAGACGGCUUCCAUCCCGAGCGAAAUGCACAGCUCAACCGCGCAGCGGAACAAGUGUUUUUCGGCGACGUUGACUCUCGUACUUGCGGUCCUGUUGUAUAUCGUACGCCUACAAAUACUCGCUACCACCUUCCCCAACCUUUCUUCUUCGCGUCUACCUACCAUCGCCUCCUUCCGCUCCCAACCCCGUCGACUCUCAAAAUGGCUCAGCGCAUCACCCAGCUCGCCUCGCACCUCGACCCACGCUCGUGGUCGGGCAAGGGCCUUCACGCCCACAUGGCCAAGAAUGACUCGGACGUCGUCAUCGUCGCCGCCGGCCGAACCCCCUUCACCAAAGCCUACAAGGGCUCCAUGAAGGACUCCAAGUUCGAUCUUCUCUGCUACGAGUUCUUCAAAUCUCUGAUCGCCUCUUCCGCCGUCGACCCCGCUCUGAUUCAAGACAUUGUCGUAGGAAACGUUCACAACGACGAAGCACCGUACUACGUCCGUGCUGCCGCCCUCGCUGCUGGUAUCCCCAACACCACCCCUGCCAUCGUCGUCAACCGAUUCUGCUCUUCCGGUCUCAUGGCUAUCCGUGCCAUCGCCAACGGUAUUCAGGCCGGUGAGAUCGAAUGCGGUCUGGCGUGCGGUAUCGAACACAUGUCGACCCAACCCAAGAGACCGACUGUCAUCUCGGAAGAGCUCAGCAAGCUCAGCCAGGAGGCCGACGAUUGCAAGAUGCCCAUGGGUUGGACUUCCGAGAACGUCGCAAAGGACUUCAACAUCUCGCGCGCAAAGAUGGACGAGUACGCCGCGAGAUCCCAGCAGCGUGCGGUCCAAGCACAGUCGCAAGGAAAGUUUGACGCCGAGAUCUUCCCCAUCUCCGUACCCACCGUCGGCAAGGACGGUGCCAAGCAGACUACGGUGGUGAGCGCAGACGAAGGUCCGCGUGCCGGAACCACGGCGGAGUCGCUCGGCAAGAUCAAACCAGCCUUCCCCCAGUGGGCUCCCAGCAACACCACCGGCGGCAACGCCUCGCAGAUCACGGACGGUGCUGCCGGCGUCAUUCUCAUGCGUCGUUCGUUGGCCAACAAGUUGGGUCUCAAGGUGUUGGGCAAGUACGUCUCUUGUGCAGUCACCGGUCUGGAACCGAGGAUCAUGGGUAUCGGUCCCAGCUCGGCUAUCCCGGCAGUGCUGGCCCAGACCGGCGUCAAGCAGGAAGAGGUCGAUCUGUUCGAGAUCAACGAGGCGUUCGCCAGCAUGUACGUCUACUGCGUCGAGAAGCUCGGUCUGGAUCCCGAGAAGGUCAAUGUCAACGGUGGAGCUUGUGCCCUCGGUCACCCGCUGGGCGCGACGGGCGCUAGGUUGGUCGUGACGGCGCUCAAGGAGUUGGAGAGGAGACAGCAGAAGGUCGCCGUCGUCUCCAUGUGCAUUGGUUUGGGAAUGGGCGCUGCUGGGUUGAUCUUGAGGGAGGAUUGA